AUGAGCACCACACCUGGCGACGGCAAUAUAGCCGCCGAACAAGAAGCGAACAUACCGAAGCCAUCUACUAUCCGAAAGACGACCUCUCUAUGGUCGAACGAUACAUGUCCUACGCAUUGUCUCCCUCAUAUUAAUUGCAAAUCCUGCCUAAAAGCUGCGGUUUCAAAUGCUAUCAAAACCAGUGCAGCCCAGUCCCGGGCCUCCGCAACUACUGCAGCGAACUUAAAGCACCAGCCCCUGGAGCCAAAACCAGCUGCAACGUUCCCGAACAAUAAAUGUCUUACGCAUAUUACCCCUGAUAUUCAUUGCGCAUCCUGCCUAAAAGAUACGAUUGCACGUGUUGUCCGAGCCACUGCAACCCAGUCCCAGGCCUCCACAACUACUGCAGCGAACAUAAAGCCCCAGGCCCAGAAGCCAAAACCAGCUACAACGUUCUCGGACGCCGCUACAACAGAUCUCCAGGCCGCCACGACUGCUGCAUUAAACAUAACAAAGCCCCAGGCCCCGGAACCAGAACCAGCUGCAACGCAAGAUUUGCCCGAAUCCGAUCCAAGCAGCAAGUAUCUCAUUGACCUUGGUACAGAUUCUUGUUUCAAAAUAAACCCAAUACCCUGCUUGUAUUGCACAUUCGGCUUAGCAGACGGGGACCCCAGUUGCUGGCAAUGGGUGCUGCGUCGAAUGCAACUUGGCCAGGAAAACCUGCACCCGGCUUGGGUGCACACCUUCCGAGACGAAAACCCUCGAAUUGGUGGGCUGCCGGAAAACCGUUUGCCUGCUUCUUCAGGGGGAAAAGAGUUCACAACAGACUAUACUAGCUGCCACGGGAAAUCAAACGCCCCUGCAAACGAGGUGAAGAAGACGAAGAAGAAGAAGAACAGGAAGCCAAAAUCCGAGUCUAAAGAAGCGGGCCUCGACAAAGAAGCAAAAGCAAGCGUCGACAAAGAAACGAGCCUUGACGAUAAAGCGAGCACCGACAAAGAAGCGAGCAUCGACAAAGAAGCGAGCAUCGACAAAGAAGCGAGCAUCGACGAUAAAGCAAGCAUCCACAAAGAAGCGAGUCUUAAUGUUGAAGCAAGCCCCUAUAAAGAAGCAGGCCUCGAUAAUAAAGCAAAGCCCGAUAAAGAAGCAAGCAUCGACGAUGAAGCAGGCGUCAACACAGAAGCAAGCCCUGUUAAAGAAGCAAGCAUUAACGAUGAACUGGGCCUCGACAAAGAAGUAGGCAUUGAUAAUGAGGCAGUCAUCGAUAAAGAAGCAAGCCUUGACGAUGAACUAAGCCCCGACAAAGCAUCAGGCAUUGAUAAUGAGGCAGGCAUUGAUCAUGAGGCACGCAUUGAUCAUGAGGCACGCAUUGAUCAUGAGGCACGCAUCGAUCAUGAGGCAUACAUCGAUAAUAAGGCACCCAUCAACAAAGAGGCAAUUCCCGAGAGUGAAGCAAGCCUUGACGAUAAAGUAAGCCCCGACAAAGCAGCAGGCAUCGAUAAUAAGACAGACAUUGAUAAUGAGACACGCAUCAACAGAGAAGCAAGUACAGACACAGACGAUUCAGGAGGUGUUUCGCUCUAG
Messenger RNA from Trichoderma aggressivum f. europaeum, 1563 nucleotides. RefSeq lists its product as uncharacterized. NCBI's taxonomy places the organism in Eukaryota, Fungi, Ascomycota, Sordariomycetes, Hypocreales, Hypocreaceae. The coding region runs from base 1 to 1563 and encodes 520 amino acids. The transcript is spliced from 6 exons. The record is from RefSeq and is a predicted model, not a curated record.